AUCUAUAAAAGUUUCAACGAACACCUCUUGGAUCAUCAACAACAGCUGGACUUUUCCAUGCGCGGGGAUCCGCUUAGUCUAUGUGUGGGGAAGGAAUGGUACCGAUAUCCCUCAUCAUUCUUCCUACCUCAAACUGCUAUCGAUGGACGUUCCAGGAAACGAGGAGUCCACCUUCAUUUCCUAAAAAGCGAAUUUUCUGGACUUUUACCGAAAUACUAUCCGCAAGGCAGGUUGCCAUUUAUCACACGCCGCAUCCCAACAGAAAUGAACGAUUUGAAUCAAGAGGAAAUGUCAAGAUACGUUCCACUUGAUUCCUGCGAUUACAUCGUAGACCUAGAAACUCCGGAUCAAACCACAUCUUUGGAACCCAACUAUGGACUCAUGACCGACACCUUCGCUCGAUUACAAUCUCAUCCUUUUUUGGUAUCGUCAAAAUCUCACUGGUUUUAUCGAGCUUUCUUCGUACCAUACUUAUCUGCAAAACAUACAUCGUUUGCGAAUUAUACCCUUUACCAACGGAUACCUCCUACCGUGAGAAUUUAG
Molecule: messenger RNA, 543 nt
Organism: Strongylus vulgaris
Lineage: Eukaryota; Metazoa; Nematoda; Chromadorea; Rhabditida; Strongylidae
Source: the annotation of a GenBank genome assembly